CUGGCAGCACCCGCGGAGCAGCGCAGGGAGCUGGGGAUGCGCUCUGCGCCUCCGGGGCGCCGGGCAGUUGCGGUUUGCUUGGGUCAGCGCUCCUGAAGGUUGUGACCUUCACUUUGGGCCCCUGGAGAGAGUGCUGCCAUGAAAUACGCCGACUGAGGAAAGAGUUUGUUUUAGGAGGAAGGUGAAAAGGAAAGUGGCUUCCAAACUGAGCAAAUUGCCUCGUGGCCUUCAGUGUCUGUGAAUAAACCUAUUAACAGCUUCAAGGUGUUGAGCCUGUACUCCACUUAUCCAGACUAAGAGACUUCACAUUUGGUCUAAAAAUGUUCAACUCUACAGACAUGGUCUUUUCACUGGAUAGUUUAUUUUAUGAAAAACCUGAUAUGAGACAAAGGUGUUUGGAAAAUGAACAACAUAAGACUUGGUUUAUUGCACCUGCUCCAGCUAUUGCUGAAAUUCCAGCUGCAGAGGAGUUACAGAGGGAACUGGAAAAAAGCUCAGCCAUCACUCCUAUGGGAGGGAGAAAGCAUGAGAAGUUUAUACAACAAUGUAAGAGUAACACAGAGGAAGGAGAAGAUAAAUCAUCAUUACCUGUUCAUUUUGGCAUAGCCCCUGAAAAAGAAGUCCUACAAUUAAGUCUAGGAGAAAGAGAUAAAAUUGGUUUUCAGCGUGAAAAUCUGAAAGUGGUUUCAUCUUUUCUCUCUUUUGAUGAAAAUAAAUCUAAACAAGUAAUAGAUUUUUCUCAGCAACUGCAAAAUAAAGCAUUAAGUGAAAGCAGCGAUGAUGAGAGUGUCCAUUCAACAUUAAGAAAAAGCUUAUUUAAAAAGUCUGGCAAUAUUCAUAAAAAUACAGAAUUUAAAGCUGGUUCUGUUGAUGUGAAAGAAAUUGGUACUUACUUAAAUACAAGUGACAACAUGAAAGGACAUCAUGCUUCAAUAACUAAAGACUCAGAUUUUACUUUGCAUAGGGUAAAUAAUGAGGAGAUUGUGUCUGAAAAUGGAAUUAAAAUUCAAUCAUUUUCUAAUGCUUCAGAGAUUCUGGAUAUGACAGGAACUACAGGAAGAAAAUUGGAAAUUUUGAGGCCUGUUACAGAAAUACCAACCCAAUUUAGAAGUAUUUUUAAGGAGUUCCCAUAUUUUAACUAUGCCCAGUCAAAAGCUUUGGAUGAUCUUUUAUACACAGACAGGAACUUUGUGAUUUGUGCUCCGACUGGCUCUGGAAAGACUGUAAUGUUCGAGCUAGCUAUUACCAGAUUACUCAUGGAAGCCCCACUGCCUUGGUUAAAUAUUAAAGUUGUUUACAUGGCUCCAAUAAAAGCUCUAUGCAGUCAGCGUUUUGACGAUUGGAAAGAAAAAUUUGGACCUAUAGGACUCACCUGCAAGGAACUGACAGGAGAUACAUUGAUGGAUGAUUUAUUUGAAAUACAUCAUGCUGACAUUAUUAUCACUACACCUGAAAAGUGGGAUAGCAUGACUAGAAGGUGGAGAGACAACUCUAUAGUCCAGCUUGUACGACUGUUUCUCAUUGAUGAGGUACACGUUAUAAAGGAUGAAAGCCGCGGCGCAACUUUGGAAGUUGUAGUCAGUCGGAUGAAAACUAUUCAGUCUUCUCUUUGGCGUCUCUUAGAGAAGCAUGACACUGUUCCUCCCUUGAGAUUUGUAGCUGUUUCUGCAACAAUCCCAAAUACUCAAGAUAUUGCAGAAUGGCUUUCAGAUAGCGAGAUGCCUGCUGUAUGCCUGAAAAUAGAUGAGGAUCAACGGCCAGUGAAGCUACGCAAAAUUGUUCUUGGUUUUCCUUGCAGUGACAAUCAGACAGAAUUCAAAUUUGACUUAACUCUUAACUACAAGAUAGCUAGCAUUAUACAAACAUACUCGGAGCAAAAACCAGCACUUGUGUUUUGUGCCACAAGAAAAGGAGUACAACAGGCUGCUUCUGUUCUUGCAAAAGAUGCUAAAUUUCUACUGAGUAUAGAACAGAAACAAAGAUUACAGGGGUUUGCAAAUUCCUUGAAAGACUCCAAACUGAGAGAUCUUUUGACGUAUGGUGUGGCUUAUCAUCAUGCGGGUAUGGAGAUAUCGGACAGAAAAAUAAUUGAAGGAGCUUUUACUGUAGGAGACUUGCCAGUACUUUUUACUACUAGCACCUUAGCUAUGGGAGUCAAUCUACCUGCACACCUGGUGGUUAUAAAAUCCACAAUGCAUUAUGUUGGAGGAGUGUUUCAAGAGUACAGUGAAACUGAUAUUCUGCAAAUGAUUGGGAGAGCUGGAAGACCUCAGUUUGACACUACAGCUACAGCAGUUAUUAUGACUCGUUGCAGUACCAGGGAGAGAUAUAUACAGAUGUUAAAUGGUGCUGAUAUAAUAGAAAGCAGCUUACACAAGCACCUUGUUGAACACUUAAAUGCAGAAAUAGUGCUACAUACUGUCACGGAUGUCAGUGUAGCUUUGGAAUGGAUACGAUCAACAUUCUUGUACAUUAGAGCCUUAAAAAAUCCAAGUCAUUAUGGUUUUUCAUCUGGAUUAGAUAAAGUUGGAAUUGAAGCGAAAUUACAAGAACUGUGUUUGAAGAACUUAAAUGAUUUAUCAUCUUUUGAUUUGAUCAGGAUGGAUGAAGCAAACAAUUUCAAACCAACAGAGACUGGAAGAUUAAUGGCAUGGUAUUACAUUGCAUUUGAUACAGUGAAGCAGUUUUUCACAAUUAAGGGAACUGAGACACUAAAUGAAUUGAUUAGCAUGAUCUCCAACUGCACAGAAUUUGUUGAUGUGAAGUUAAGAAUAAAUGAAAAGAAAAUAUUGAACACUUUGAAUAAAGACAAAGACAAAGUAACUAUCAGGUUUCCAAUGGAGGGGAGGAUAAAAACAAGAGAAAUGAAAGUAAACUGUCUCAUUCAGGCUCAGCUGGGCUGUAUUCCUAUUCAAGACUUUACUUUGACACAAGAUACUGGCAGAAUAUUUAGAAAUGGCUUGAGAGUUACUAGAUGGUUAUCUGACUUUCUGGCAUCAUCUAAGAACAACUUCUCUGCUUUAUUAAACUCCUUGAUUUUAGCAAAAUGUUUCAGGUGCAGACUUUGGGAAAAUUCACUUCAUGUGUCUAAACAACUGGAAAAAAUUGGUGUAUCACUGUCAAAUGCUAUGGUAAAUGCUGGCCUGACGUCAUUUAAAAAAAUUGAAGACAUAAAUGCAAGGGAGCUUGAAUUGAUUUUAAACAGACAUCCUCCUUUUGGAAACCAGAUAAAAGAGUCUGUUUUGCACCUUCCAAAAUAUGAACUUGAAAUUGAACAGCUUCCAAAAUACAGUGACACAUUGGCCGAAAUCUUAGUAACCGUCAAAUUAACAAACUAUGAGCAGCUGCAGACAAAGAGAACAGCGCCAGACUUUCACUAUGUGACGUUGGUCAUAGGAGAUGCUGACAACCAAGUCAUUUUUAAUCAGAAAAUUAUGGAUUCUGUGCUGCUGAAAACUGGAAAUUGGAUGAAGAAAAUUGAAGUUAAAAGAGCUCUUAAAUCAGAAGACAUAAGUAUAAAUUUAAUUAGUUCUGAUUAUGUUGGCCUUGAUAUAAAUCAAACAUAUACAGUCUUCUACUUAACACGAAAAACAGAGGGAUGUAAGGUGGUCACAAAUCAAAAAUUGAAAGCUGAAUCUACACUUGGUGUAUGUUACGGCUCACCCCAAAGCCUGCCAGCAGCAGAAGUAGAUACAGGAGGCAGAUCUAAACAGGAGAUUGCCUACAAGAAAUACGGAAACAGAGAAUGCAACCACCGCUGUAAAAAUAAAGAUGUGUGUGGGCAUGACUGCUGUAAAACUGGAGUACCUCCAAAGUCACAGAUGACUGGAGACACAGAGUUUUCUUUAUACCUAGCUGAUUUAAGGAGCAGGAACUCAGUUUCAUCUAUACCGCCAGUAAAACGGCUAAAGGUGCAGAUGUUAAAUCGAGCUGAAAACGUGGAUCUCAAACAAUUUGUUUUUACACCUAAGUCUUUAUUGCCAGCCUUGCCAAGGUCCAGCAAUAAACUGUCAUCUUCAUCACCUUCAGUGGACCAGAUAGAUAAUAUUAAUACCUUAGAAAUGUCUCAGAAACAACUGCAAUCUUGGAAUUGUGGAAAGAGUAAUGCUUUGAAUGUGGACUUUGAACUGAGAGAUGAUAUUUGGGAUGAUAUUGAUGAUGAGAAAUUGGUAUUUGCUAGUAAUUUUGUCAGUAGAGAAUUAGAACAUGGAAAUACCUGCCUUCAAAUUCCAGAUGAAUGUCAACCCGUCUGCCAGUAUACAGCAAGCAAACCCACAGAUAACCGAUCAAAAGAUUCAUGCACAGUACAAGAUGAGACCAAUAUUCAGAACUCAGAUGCUUCUAUGGUUAAUAGCACAUCAAAAGUGAAUUUACCUGUACAGAAUAGAAAUAUAGCUUCGUUCAGUUUUCAAGAAAAAAAGCAUUCAAGUCUUUUUCAAGAGCAAAAAAAUGUACAGUGUUCUUCCAUCCCAGAAAUAAUCUCUGACUCUUCCAAAUUCACUAGAAAAGAAGAUUUUUUUAUUUUCACAAAAGAACAGGAAAAAGAAGUCGAUAAAAACAGAUAUCUUCUUGAUGAUGAAUCCAAUGAUGUCAAGCCCUUUCUUGGAAUAUUUGAUGAUAUUUUGUAAAACAUGUAAACAAAAUACGUUUUAAGUGCUGGGGAAAGAGUUUACAGCCAGUUUUACAGUGAAGGCUUCAGUCAAGAGAAUUUAAUUUCUGUUGUAUACCUAUUUAUCAAUAGCUGGAUUGCUGCACAGAGUAAAUAAUAAUAAAACUGAUGUCUAAUUUACAGAAUUUAUAGAAUAUAAGAAAUAGUAUCUUGUUUUGAGAAGUACUUAAGUAUUUGGUUGUUUGACCUUACUGUUUUCAGGAUUAUAAAGAAAAAUAUUGAAAUAUGCCAUAGGAGAAUAGUUCACAAAUUGAGGAUACUUUUAUAGGUAACAGAAAAUCCCAUUAGGGAAAGUAAGGGAUUUGUAGUAACAUAUCCUGCUUCUUAAAUAGUCUUUAAAUGAAUGAAAGACUUUCCUUAGAAGUUUCAUAAUGUUUUUUGGCCUUUCUUUCAGUUUCUCUAAAGGUGAAUUUUUUGUAGUGCUGAUUUUGUAAAAUAAUUAGAUUUAUAAAUAGGAGUAAGAGAAUGCUAAAUUAUUCUGGAUUCUAGAUAUUUCCUUUGACGGUGCUAUGAACGCGUUAAUAAAAAAGUGCAACUUAAGCAUAUAUGUUUCCAAAUUCUCAGCAAAUCAGUUGUUAAAUGUCUGUAAAAAUACUCUGAAACUCUGUUGCCUGUUCGCUUUCAUACCCAAGGUCAUAAAAUGAGCAUUCAUGUGUCCCAAUACAGAUUGAGGCACCAGGCCUUGGAUUUGGAUUGUAGUUUUAGUGUUUGAUUAGUAGACCUUGUAAGUUCAACAGUUAGUGGAAUAUAUGUUGCCUAAAAUCCAAGAGAAUGUUAUUUUUUACUGUUAAUUAUUCAAAAAGUGAGGAAUUAAAAUGUUACAGUAAUUAGCUGUCUGUUCUUUCAACACUGUUUGUGGUGCAACGAAAUGCAGCCAUGUUUUG
Hirundo rustica (Barn swallow) is the source of this 5553-nucleotide messenger RNA. RefSeq names its product helicase for meiosis 1 (gene HFM1). The coding region runs from base 321 to 4628 and encodes 1435 amino acids. NCBI's taxonomy places the organism in Eukaryota, Metazoa, Chordata, Aves, Passeriformes, Hirundinidae. Gene Ontology annotation, molecular function: ATP binding; nucleic acid binding. The transcript has 40 exons. The record is from RefSeq and is a predicted model, not a curated record.